GACGAGAAGAUAUGAAAGUAUUUGAUUUAAAUGAAAACGAUAGUAUGUUCGUUAUUAUCAGUGCAGGUGAUAACUUAUUAGAAUAUGCUUUACGAGAAAAUUCUAAACGGAUACACUGCGUAGAUCUUAACCCAUUCAG
Molecule: messenger RNA, 139 nt
Organism: Dentiscutata erythropus
Lineage: Eukaryota; Fungi; Glomeromycota; Glomeromycetes; Diversisporales; Gigasporaceae
Source: the annotation of a GenBank genome assembly